Messenger RNA from Argentina anserina (silverweed cinquefoil), 1614 nucleotides. Its product is annotated as serine carboxypeptidase-like 18. Gene Ontology annotation, molecular function: serine-type carboxypeptidase activity; acyltransferase activity, transferring groups other than amino-acyl groups. NCBI's taxonomy places the organism in Eukaryota, Viridiplantae, Streptophyta, Magnoliopsida, Rosales, Rosaceae. The coding region runs from base 15 to 1391 and encodes 458 amino acids. The record is from RefSeq and is a predicted model, not a curated record. The transcript has 14 exons. Gene Ontology annotation, biological process: proteolysis; secondary metabolic process.
UCAAGAUCAUCACCAUGUUGAAACAAGUACUUGUUCUGGUGGUUUUCCUAAAUGUUGUUUCAUCUUCUUCCAUCAUCAACACUCUACCAGGCUUCUCCGGCGACCUCCCCUUCAAACUUGAAACCGGGUAUGUUGGAGUUGGUGACUUGGAUAAUGUGCAGUUAUUCUAUUACUUCAUUGAAUCCGAGGGUCACCCAGAGUAUGACCCUCUUGUGCUUUGGCUCACUGGGGGUCCUGGUUGUUCUGGGUUCUCUGCUCUUGUCUAUGAAAAUAUAGGUCCACUAUCAUUUGAUGCAAAUUCCACGGGUCACAAGCCACAGUUGAAGAUGAACCCAUUCUCAUGGACAAAGGUCGCCAACAUUAUAUUCUUAGAUGCACCUGUGGGCACUGGUUACUCAUAUGCAAAAACUUGGGAAGGAUACAGCAACAUGAGUGAUACAAUAUCAAGUGCAGAGACUUAUGAAUUUAUCAGGAAGUGGCUAAUAAAUCACCCCAAGUUCAUCGAAAAUCCACUCUAUGUUGCUGGAGAUUCUUAUUCCGGCAUUAUAGUUCCUAUUGUUGUUCAGGAAAUAACAGAUGGUAAUGACGAAGGACUUCAUCCAACAAUGAAUAUCCAAGGAUAUGUGCUGGGUAAUCCAGGAACAAACUUAACUUCCGACCUGAACUAUAGAAUUCCAUUUGCUUUCAGAAAAGCGCUCAUAUCAGAUGAACUAUACGAGUCAAUGAAAACAAAUUGUAAUGGCGAGUAUGUCGAUGUGGAUCCAACUAAUGCAUUAUGUGUAGAUGAUCUAGAUCAAUACAAUGAGUGUGUCGCAGACAUACACAAUCCCCAGAUAUUAGAACCUGCUUGUACUUUAGGGUCCGAGUGGGAAUCAGACGAUGUCAGUAAAGACUCCACGAAUCUUAUUUCUCUUCCUUCUCUUUCUAGACCCUGGUGUCGAAGCUACAUUUAUCGUUUCUCUGGUAUUUGGGCAAAUGAUAAAACUGUUCAAGAUGCUCUUCAUGUUCGGGAGGGAACCAUCAAGGACUGGCCGAGAUGCAAUGGGAGCUUACAAGAUUCAUAUAUAUAUGAUGUCUCUUCUAGUCUGGUUUAUCAUCAGAACCUCAUAAAAAAAGGCUACAGAGUUCUGGUGUACAGUGGUGAUCAUGACAUGGUGAUUCCAUAUUUGGGUACUGUUGCUUGGAUAGAAUCUCUGAACUUGACAGUUGAUAGUCGUUGGAAACCUUGGUUUGUGAAUGGACAAAUUGCAGGAUACAGAGUGCAGUAUACAUAUGAAAAGUACCAAUUAACAUUUGCAACUAUAAAGGGAGGGGGUCAUACAGCUCCAGAGUACAGACCUGAAGAAAGUCUUGCAAUGAUAAGUAGGUGGUUCGCAUUCUACCCUUUGUAGUCGAUCUGUAAUUGUAUUUACCAAUAUGUAAGAGCAUUACUUUGCAAGCUUCUUCGCGAUAUCUAGACUAGGUUUCCAGGUUAAAGAUUCUUCGCAUAGAUUUUUCUUUCUCAUUGCUAGCCUCACCAAAUACACUAGCACUCUUGCGACAACCAUAUUUAUCUAAAGUGAUCAAGGAAACCUCAUUCAUCGUAUUUAGGACUCCUAAGGUUGCAUUUUCAUC